UAUGCCAUGUAUUAGGGCUCCUAACAUUGUCCCUAUUUUUUCUUCCAUGAUCUUUAUCGUUUUAGAUUUAAUAUUUAGGUCUUUGAUCCAUUUUGAGUUAGUUUUUGUGCAUGGAGUGAGGUAUGGGUCUUGUUUCAUUUCUUUGCAGAUGGAUAUCUAGUUAUGCCAGCACCGCUUGUUAAAAAGACUGUCUUUUCCCCCUUUCACUGUUUUGGGGCCUUUGUCAAAUAUUAACUGCUCGUAUGUGGAUGGAUUUAUGUCUGGAUUCUCAAUUCUGUUCCAUUGGUCCAUAUAUAUCUGUUGUUGUACCAGUACCCCGCUGUUUUGACUACUGUGGCGGUAUAAUAGGUUCUAAAAUCAGGUAAAGUAAGGCCUCCCACUUUAUUCUUCUUUUUCAGUAAUGCCUUAUUUAUCCAGGACCUCUUUCCCUUCCAUAUGAAAUUGGUGAUUUGUUUCUCCAUCUCAUUAAAGAAAGUCCUUGGGAUUUGAAUCGGAAUUGCAUUAAAUGUAUAGAUCGCUUUUGGUAGAAUAGACAUUUUUAUAAUGUUAAGUCUCCCUAUCCAUGAGCAAGGUACGUUCUUCCACUUAUGGAAGUCUCUUUUGGUUUCUUGCAGAAGUGUAUUGUAGUUUUCUUUGUAUAAGUCUUCUACAUCUCCGGUAAGAUUUAUUCCUAAGUAUUUUAUCUUCUUGGGGACUACUGUAAAUGGCAUUGAUUUGGCGAUUUCCUCUCUGAUGUUCUUUUUGUUGGUAUAGAGGAAUCCAACUGAUUUUUGUAUGUUCAUCUUGUAUCCCGAUACUCCGCUGAACUCUUCUAUUAGUUUCAGUAGUUUUCUGGAGGAUUCCUUAAGGUUUUCUGUGUAUAAGAUCAUGUCAUCUGCAAAUAGAGAUACGUUUACUUCUUCCUUGCCAAUCUGGAUGCCCUUUAUUUCUUUAUCCAGCCCAGCUGCUCUGGCUAGGACUUCCAGCACAAUGUUGAAUAAGAGUGGUGAUAAAGGACAUCCUUGUCUGCUUCCCGAUCUCAGUGGGAAUGUUUUCAGGCUCUCUCCAUUUAGGGUGAUGUUGGCUGCUGGCUUUGAAUAAAUGCCCUUUAUUAUAUUGAGGAAUUUUCCUUCUAUUCCGACUUUGCUGACAGUUUUUGUCAUGAAUGGGUGUUGGACUUUGUCAAAUGCCUUUUCUGCAUCAGUUGAUAAAAUCAUGUGAUUCUUGUCUUUUGUUUUAUUUAUGUGGUGGAUUACAUUAAUUGUUUUUCUAAUGUUGAACCAUCCCUGCAUACCUGGUAUGAAUCCCACUUGGUCAUGGUGAAUUAUUUUUUUGAGAUGUUGUUGAAUUCCAUUGGCUAGAAUUUUGUUGAGGAUUUUUGCAGCUACAUUCAUGAGGGAUAUAGGUCUAUAAUUUUCUUUUCUUGUGGUGUCUUUACCUGGUUUUGGUAUCAGGGAUAUGGCGGCUUCAUAGAAUGAGUUUGGUGGUAUUCCAUCCUUUUCUAUGCUCUGAAAUACCUUUAGUAGUAGUGGUGUUAACUCUUCUCUGAAAGUUUGGUAGAACUCUGCAGUGAAGCCGUCCAGACCAGGGCUUUUUUUUGUUGGGAGUUUUUUGAUUACCUUUUCAAUCUCUUCUUUUGUUAUGAGUCUAUUUAGUCGUUCUACUUCUGUUUGUGUUAAUUUAGGUAGGUAGUGGGUUUCUAGGAAUUCAUCCCUUUCUUCUAGGUUUUCAAAUUUGUUUGAGUAUAGUUUUUCAUAGUAAUUUGAUUUGAUUCUUUUAAUUUCAGUUGGGUCUGUUGUAAUAUUGCCCAUCUCAUUUCUUAUUUGGGUUAUUUGCUUCCUCUCCUGUUUUUGUUUUGUCAGUUUGGCCACUGAUUUAUCAAUUUUGUCCAGUUUUUCAAAAAACCAGCUUUUGGUCUUGUUAAUUCUUUCAAUUGUUUUUCAGUUUUCUAUUUCAUUUACUUCAGCUCUAAUUUUUAUUAUUUGUUUUCUUCUGGUGCCUGUGGGUUUCUUUUGUUGCUCUCUUUCUGUUUAUUCAAGUUGUAGGGAUAGUUCUUUGAUUUGGGCCUUUUCUUCUUUUUGGAUGUGUGCAUUUAUUGAUAUAAAUUGGCCUCUGAGCACCACUUUUGCUGUGUCCCAAAGGUUCUGAUAAGAAAUGUUUUGAUUCUCAUUGGAUUCUAUGAAUUUUCUUAAUUCCAUCCUUAAUGUCUUCUAUAAUGCAGUUUUUGUUUUUUUUUUUUAAGCAGGGUAUUGUUCAGUUUCCAAGUGUUUGAUUUCUCUUCCCUGCUUUUCCUGUUAUUGAUUUCCACUUUCAUGGCCUUAUGGUCAGAGAAGAUAUUUUGUAAUAUUUCAAUGUUUUGGAUUCUGCUAAGCCUUGCUUUAUGACCUAAUAUGUGGUCUAUUCUAGAGAAUGUUCCAUGUGCACUAAAAAAGGAAGUAUAGUUGGUUGCUGUUGGGUGGAGUGUUCUGUAUAUGUCUACAAGGUCAAGUUGGUUGAUUGUGGCAUUUAGAUCUUCCGUGUCUUUAUUAAGCUUCUUUCUGGAUGUCUUGUCCUUCUCCAAAAGUGGUGUGUUGAAGUCUCCUACUAUUAUUGUGGAGCUAUCUCACUUUCCAAUGCUGGUUUUAUCUCACUUUCCAAUGGUGGUAGAGUUUGUUUUAUGAAUCUUCCAGCCCUGUCAUUGGGUCCAUAAAUAUUUAACAUGGUUAUAUCUUCUUGGUGUAUUGUCCCUUUAAUCAUUAUAUAGUGUCCUUCCUUAUCCUUUCUGAGGGAUUUAACUUUAAAGUCUUUUUUGUCAGAAAUUAAUAUUGCCACUCCUGCUCUUUUGGAUUGUUGUUUGCUUGAUCUGUUUUUUUCCAUCCUUUGAGUUUUAGUUUGUUUGUGUCUCUAUGUCUAAGGUGUGUCUCUUGUAGGCAGCAUAUAGAUGGAUCUUGUUUUUUAAUCCCUUCUGCCACUCUGUGUCUCUUUAUUGGUGCGUUUAGUCCAUUUACCUUCAGAGUAAUUAUGGAUAGAUAUGAAUUUAGUACUAUCAUUUUGAUGUCUUUUCUUGUGUGUUGACAGCUUUUUCCCACUUGAUUUCAUGUGCUGAGUAGAUUUUCUUUGUAUAUUGUCCUUUCCUCAUAUUUGUUGUUGUUGAUUUUGUUUCUGUGGAGUCUGUAUUUUUCCCUUGUAUUUUAUUUUGAUGAGUAAGAUAGUUUGUCUCCUUUGUGGUUACCUUAUUAUUUACCCCUAUUUUUCUGAAUUUAUACCUUUUAUUUCUUUGUAUCGCCGUAUCUUCCUCUCCAUAUGGAAGGUGAAUGGUUACAUUUCUUAGUCUUUCUUUAUUAUUUUAAUGUUGUCUUCUUUUGUAUAAUAACAACGCCGUUACCCUGUGUUGGUUUUUUUUUUUUUUUUUUUUUGGUGGGGGAGGGUGGAUUUCCCUGUCUUGCUUGACUUCUGGUUGCUCUGCCCAGUGUUCUAGUCUUGGGUCGAUACCUGAUAUUAUUGAUUUUCUAACCAAAGAGCUCCCUUUAGUAUUUCUUGUAGGUUUGGUUUGGUUUUUACGAAUUCCCUCAACUUGUGUUUAUCUGGAAAUAUCUUAAUUUCACCUUCAUAUUUAAGAGACAGUUUUGAUGGAUAUAUGAUUCUUGGCAGGCAAUUUUUUCCUUCAAUUUUUUAAAUAUGUCAUCCCAUUGCCUUCUUGCCUGCAUGGUUUCUGCCGAGCAGUCCGAGCUUAUUCUUCUUGGCUCUCCCUUGUAGGUGACUUUUCUUUUAUCCCUCACUGCUCUUAUAAUUGUCUCUUUAUUUUUGGUUAUGGCAAGCUUGAUUAUAAUAUGUCUUGGUGACUUUCUUUUAAGAUCUACCUUAUGUGGAGUUCGAUGAGCAUCUUGGAUAGAUAUCUUCCCAUCUUUCACACUAUCAGGGAAGUUUUCUGCCAACAAAUCCUCAACAAUUUUCUCUGUAUUUUCUGUUAUCCCUCCCUGUUCUGAUACUCCAAUCACUCAUACGUAAUUUCUCUUGAUAGAGUCCCACAUGAUUCUUAAGUUUUCUUCAUUUUUUAAAAAUUCUUUUAUCUUAUUUUUCUUCUAACUUAUUAGUGCCAAGUGAUUUAUCUUCGAGUUCAGAAAUUCUAACCUCUACUUGCUCGAUUCUGCACCUCUGACUUUCUAUUGAGUUAUCUAAUUCUGUAAUUUUAUUGUUAAUCUUCUGAAUUUCUGAUUGCUGUCUAUGAAUUUUUCCAGCUUAUUAAACUUUUCAUUAUGUUCCUGAAUAAUCUUUCUGAUUUCUUCAGUUGCUUUAUCUGUGUGUUCCUUGGCUUGUUGUGCAUAUUGCCUCAUUUCCUUCCUGAUGUCUUGAAGGGUUCUGUAUAUUAAACUUUUGUAUUUUGCAUCUGGUAAUUCCAGAAAUGCACUUUCAUCUAAAAGAUCCUUGGGUUCUUUGUUCUGAGAGCCUUUUGAGGUGAUCAUGGCCUGUUUCUUUAUGUGACUUGAUAUUGACUGUUUUCUCCGAGCCAUCUAUAAGUUCUUGUAUUAGUUUAUGCUUGCUUACUGUUUUGUAGCUGUUUGCUUUGUUUUGUUUGGUAUACCCCUGUGGGUGCUUGAGUGAGCUAGUUUGAUUAUUUUCACAUUUGGAGCUCUGGUGUCCUGUCCCCAGCUGGCUAGAGCUGUUAUCAGGUGUAUCAGUCUAGGAGUCCAUUCAGUUUUCUUGUAUGAAUUCAGCUCAGGUUUCCAGGUAGGUGAUAUCAAGUGUGUGGUACAGGCUCUGUCCUACAGUCUUAGAGGGGCAGGGUGAUUGGCGUAUAUACCCAUAUCUGAUUGCAGCAGGGGGUCACGCUCUGAACAAGGCAGGGGGCUGAGAACCACCACCUCCACCGCUCUGGGAAUGGUGCCUGAGGGCUCCCCAGAUUCAAGCUCAGCACCUCCCCUCCACUUCUGAACAGUCUCUUCCUUCCCCUGCCCCUCAGUUUGUUGUGGAAGCUUGCCUUUGAUGCUCAGGGCUCCCAGCUUGUCACAAAUGCACUCGUUUCACUCGUUUUUUUGGGUCUUUGUUGUAAAGAGGGCUCGACGGAAGCAUCUGUCUGUUUCGCCGUCUUGGCUCCACCUCAAGAGUGGUGGUUUUCAAAUGAUUGUUUUUAUUGGUAGGACUAUUUCACUCUAUGUAUAAUUCUUAUGGGAACACUGGUGGCGUUGUGGUUAAGUGCUAUGGCUGCUAACCAAGAGUUCAGCAAUUCGAAUCCGUCAGGUGCUCCUUGGAAACUCUAUGGGGCAGUUCUACUCUAUUCUAUAGGGUUGCUAUGAUCGACGGCAGUGGGUUUGGUUUAUAAUUCUCAUAAUUUGAUGGAGAAAGUUCUUUUCAUUUGGGCUAAAAGUGUAGAACAUAAUGAUUAUUUGGUUUAGAUGCCCUGUUUGGCUCUUUCUACCACACAUUUUCUUGGUUUCAUAGAAAUAAUCAUUGUUGUGAUCAAACACAAGGCACCUUGCCAUCCCAUCCUAACAUGCCAACUCUCUUACUUUCCUGGGAUGCUGCAGGUUUAUGGGACCGUCUUCCAUAUGAACCAAGGAAACCCAUUCAAGUUAAAGGCCCUGGUGGACAAGUGGCCAGAUUUUAAUACAGUGGUUGUCCGCCCUCAGGAACAGGAGAUGACAGAUGAUCUUGAUCACUACACCAAUACUUACCAAAUCUACUCCAAGGAUCCCAACAACUGCCUGAAAUUCCUCGACCCACCAGAAGUCAUCAACUGGAAACAACAUUUGCAGAUCCAGAGUAAGAGGCCUGGGAUCAACCAAGAGCUGUUUAAGCCCUCAUCCCUGGAUGUCACCCAUGCUGCUUUAGUGAAUAAAUUUUGGCUCUUCGGUGGCAACGAGAGGAGCCAGAGACUUAUUGAGCGCUGUAUCCGGACCUUCCCUACCUAUUGUCUGCUAGGGCCAGAGGGGACCCCGGUGUCCUGGGCCUUGAGGGAUCAGACUGGAGAGACGAGGAUGGUAGGUGCUGUACCUGAGUACCGGAAACAAGGCCUUACCCACCAUGUUGUCUAUCACUAUGCCCAGGUUCUGCUCAAACUUGGUUUGCCCACCUAUUUUCACACAGACAAGAGCAACAAAGCUGUACAGGAGUUGAGUCACAAGCUGAACCAUAGAAUCAUGCCCUGUACCUGGAACCAAGGGAACUGUGUUCCUCUGUGAUGCUGUACCUGAACAUAGAUAUUGUUGGGGAGUGGGGCUAGGCAUGUGGCUGGAGGAGCAGAAGGGCAGGUGGAGGAAAAGAACAAAUUGUAACCACUGGUAAAGGAGUGAGAGCAGUUUGGGCUCUGGGAAAGCAGAAAUGCAUAGCGAACAGAACAGCCAAGGUUUCUGCCCUCAAAGAGUUCAGGGACGUCCAUUUGGUUCCUCAGUAGGAAGCAGGCUCAGCAUUCCUUCGGUGGCCUUCCUGUUGUUUAGCGCCCCACAUUUCCAGGACUACUGCAAUAUUCUUCCAUCAGCAGCAUCCCUGGCCACGACCCACUAGAUGCCAGUUGCAUCCUCCUCCCAGAGUUGACAACCAAAAAUAUCUCCACCCAUUCCCAUAUGUCCCCUGGAGGCAAAAUAGCCCCUGGUUGAGAACUGCCUGUUUAGAGUUUUGGUUCUCAAACUUGAACCUGCAUCAAAUUCAUUUGCAGGUUUCUUAAAAACACAGAUUGCUGGGCCCCAUCCCCAGAUUUUCUGCUUUAGUUGAUAUGGAGUAGGGCCCGCGAAUUUGUAUUUCUAACAAGUUCGGAAAGGAUCCCGAUAUUACUGGUCCAGAGACAUCCUUUGAGAACCACUGGUGUAGAGAAAUAAUAGAGUGUAUGUUAUUCCCUAGGAUUGUAGAUGGAAAUUCACUUCCCACUCUAGUUAAGCAUAUUGAUGAUACUUCUGUAGUUAUAACGGAAACUUAUGUUCCAAUUGAUUUUUCAUAUUAUUUCGUAGAAACACCUUAAAAUUUCUAUAACUUUAUCAUUUUGGUGGUGGCAAAAUAUUUAAUCACACUGAUACAGUAUCAUUUACUUUCCUUGUUAGUGAACACUGAAAUUUAUUUUCUGUCAUUUUUCCCCUUCUUUUUUCUUCAUUUUUCUCUUUCCUUCCUUCCUUUCUCCCUUUCUUCUUCUCUCCCUCCCUCCUUUCUUUCCUCCCUCCCUUCUGGCCUUCCUUCUUCAUUUUUUCCUUCAUUAUUCUUUUUCUUAACCUUAUUUUCUUGUGGAGAAUUCCCAAAUCUGGAAAUGGCAAGAUACAAGAGGGCCCACAUUCUCGUAACUCUUGAUUUAGAUUUCCAGAUUUAGGUUUCUCCAUGCUGGCAGUACCAAUGUCAAUCUGCUAAAUUCUCCAUAAUUUUCCUCAUUUCAACAACAACAAAAAAAUAUUAAUUGAUCACUUAGAAUGUGUCAGGCACUGUUCUAUGCAUUUGGGAUAUAGCAAUGAAUAAAGAUCCUUUGAGAAAUUUUUGAGCUAUGAUCAUUUAUUGACACAUUUUAUUCUACCUUCAUGUUAUUUUUAUUAUAAAGCACUAGAAUGAUGUAACAAUUCUUGCUGGGAGGGAGGCCUGCCUUUACGAUUCCCAUCCAGACCACCUAAGGAGCCCUGUUGGCACAGUGGUUACAGUGAUCGACUGCUAACCAAAGGGUUGGCAGUCUGAAACCACAAGCUGCUCCACAGGAGAAAGUUGUGGCAGUCUGCUUCCACAGAGAUUUACAGCCUUGGAAACCCUAUGGGGAUGCUAUAAGUCGGAAUCAACUUGAUGGCAGUGAGUUUUGGUUUUCGGCCUACCUAACCUAAAGCCUUGGGCUCAGAGUAUUCUUUGAUAAGGAGGCUGGGAAUUGGGUCUCACCUCUCUCUCCCAGUUUCUCCUUGACAGAGAAGUCUUCCUCCCUGUACUAAGCUCACAGUAACUUUCUCUGUCUCCAUGACAAUGCGUAACUACUUAAGUGUACGCAGUUAACCUUGUAGUUAGUGGGGAAACUGGUCACAGGAUGGCUACACUCUUUGAUCCUGGACAAAGUCAUCUUUCUGGUCCUGGGAUUCCUAUGCUACUUGUACCUAAACAAAGGCACCUUUCUCUUACCCCCCUCCUCUUGCUUCCAUGCAGUUCAGCACUACAACUCUCCUGUUUAUAUAUAUAAACCCAGGCCCAAGUUCCUGUUUGUUCUCUUACCCAUUGAGGAGUGUGCACGGAAGUGACCAAACAUUUCACCCUUAGACAAGAGCCUUUUGGGAGUACCUGCUCCUUUUGAUAAACCCUACUCCAUUCAUCUCAUCUUGAUUACUGUAAGUAAUAAAAGCCUGUGCACUUGCCAGUGAACAGUGGGAUUACUCUUUCUGACCCAAAGAGCCCUGCACUGUUUGAUUUCUUUCACUUGGAACAUGGCAAUUCUGUUUGUUUGUGUGAGGAAGGCAAGAAAUGGUUAACAGGCUGGGCCAAAGUUACAGAGAUACAAGUUUAUGGUUUAUUAAUUGGACCCAGAAGGAUUUUGUACCCAAUUAAUAUCAACCAUCCAUACAUAUUCAGGGGACUCAGGCAUCAGAAAGGGUUAAGACAUCCUUUAAGAUCUUUUCACCUCUCUUGGAUGAAGGUCUAAAUUGGACACCUCGGGAAACCUCACCAUAAGCAGGCCAGUAGGCAGACA
Molecule: messenger RNA, 8590 nt
Organism: Loxodonta africana (African savanna elephant)
Lineage: Eukaryota; Metazoa; Chordata; Mammalia; Proboscidea; Elephantidae
Product: glycine N-acyltransferase-like
Exons: 3
Coding region: 5352-6137 (261 amino acids)
Biological process (GO): glycine metabolic process
Cellular component (GO): mitochondrion
Molecular function (GO): glycine N-benzoyltransferase activity; glycine N-acyltransferase activity
Source: RefSeq, a predicted model, not a curated record